CAGAAAAAUAUGGCAGAUACAGGCUACAGUUCAGGCUCUAAAGAUGAAGAAAACGACUCUCCUACGAAAUCAGAGGAAAAAAGAGCUUUCAAAGACCCUUUGAUCAGUGGUCUAGAUGUCACAGACGAUGCUGAUAUGGAGAGUUUAAGUUUGGAUGCAUCAGGAAAGUCUGACAUCAGUGUUUCCAGAAGUUCUAGUCUUAUAGCCAAUUUAAGUCAUUUUGAAGAUGCAGAGGAUGACACACAUGACCUAUUUGUGCAUGUUGACGACCCAGAAAAGCAUACUGGUACUAUGGAAUCCUAUGUUACAUUUAGAGUUAAUACUAAAACUACUCGAAGUGAAUAUGAUGACAGUGAAUAUUCAGUAAGAAGACGAUAUAAUGACUUUUUAUGGCUCAGACAGAGAUUGGAGGAAACAUACCCGACACAUUUGGUUCCUCCACUCCCUGAGAAGCAUAGUUUGAGAAGAUUGGACCGUUUCAGCCCAGAAUUCCUGAGAGUAAGACAAGCAGCAUUACAGAAAUUUCUUAAACGCAUAGCCGACCAUCCUGUUUUGUCCUUUGAUAAGAGUUUUCAAGUAUUUCUUACAGCAAAAGCAUGGGAAUUUCAAGCUUAUAAGAAGCAAGGGACUGGUUUAUUAGGUAGAGUAACAGAUUCAUUACAUAACAUAAGUGCUUCAUACAUGAAUAAGAACAGACCUCCAGAAUUUGUUAUCAUGUAUGACUAUAUACAUGCCUUGUCAGAAAAGAUUGGUGUUAUGGACAGAAUAUGUCAGAGGGUUUCCAAAGAACAAGCCGAGCAUUUAAUAGAACUAAGUGAAUGGGGACCAAUAUACACACUUUGGUCUAAUUCUGAAGAAGAACUGGUACCCUCCUUGCUUGCCAUGUCAGAAGCAGUAGAUAAAUGUUGUCAGUAUAUGAGGGAAGUGAUUGAUGCAAAUGAUGAUGAUUUUGCCCAACCAUUAAAAGAAUAUAUAUUAUUUACAGAUGCAAUAAAGGCUGUUUUACGAAGACGUGAUGCUAUACAAAUGGAAUUUGAUGCUACUGUUGAUGAGCUCAAUAGAAAAAAAGAUGAAAGGGAACAGUUAAAGAUCUCAGAUCAGACUUAUUCAAUUGGUGCAUUCCUUGGUAAAGAUCCUGAAGAUGUAAAACAACAGAAACAAGACAAGUUAGAACAUAAUAUAGAGGAGCUAACGAAGCAAAUGGAAGAAUUAAAUGAUAAAACAGUAUGUGCUGACACUGAUCUCAGGGCAGAUAUGGAAAGAUGGCAUAAAAAUAAACAGAAAGAUCUCAAGGAAUUGUUUAUGUCUCAAGCUGAUAGACAAAUAAAAUAUUAUGAAAAGUGUUUAAAAUCAUGGGAAGGUGCAAUCAGGAAAAUACAAGCAAAAGAUUUAGAAUUUAUAACUACAGAAGUUCCAGAAGAGCCACCUCAGUCAGAUUCCUAGUCACGAUAUCUAGUCAAGCCAUUGUACAUGUCAUUCAUUUCAAGACUUGUGAUAUAAAACAUUACUCAGAAACCAUUGUUGAUAUAAAGUACAAUCAAAUGAAACCUAUCUAGGUGACCAUUUUUAUAGCAUUUAUUCAUUCAGACACAUUUGUUGUUUUGGUAUGCACCUUAUAUAUGUCUAAACACACUUUGAAUUACUGCAAAUUCGGAGGUGAAUUUAUGGACAAGUUGCAUUUCAACAAAAAUAUGAAAGUUAUUUUAAAAGUUAUUCAAGAACAUGUUAUAUUAAUAAAGUUUCAAUUAUAGGAUUCUUUCCAGUCACAUUUUAAAUAUUAAAUAAAUGCAAUUAUAUCUAAAUUACCAGUAAAAGGCCAGACAAAUUUCUAGAAAUUCAAUAUCACACUUGGUUGCUAUUGUAAAGAGUGAAAAUAUUAACUUACAAGGGUCAUAAUCAAUAUCAAAAUUUGUGUCAACAUUUGUUAUGAUCUUUAUCUGACAAUAUAACACCUUAUGUAUAAAGCUUCUAGGGAUGAUCUUUCAAAAAGAGUCCUGGAAGGUUCAGAACUAAACUCAAAUAUAGUAUGUGUCAUACAAAAUUGAAUUGGAUGCAUAAUUUAUUGAUUAGAAAUUUUCACUUGCAGUUCCAAACUUUCAAGAUAUCCUUUUCUACAAGAGACCUUAACCAAUGAUUUAUGAUACAAAGUCAGCAAUAUUUAUAAAGUUCCACUUCAGAUGUUGUUAGCAUAACUCUGUGGGAUAUAAAGUUUAUUUUAAUUGUAAAAAUGCAUUUAAAAAACAAAAGAAUAUAUUCAUGUACAUUUCUUGGAUAUUUGCAAACAUUCCUUUUGUAUGCAAGCUGUCUGAUUUUGUCAAUGUUUAGGGCGUCAAUUUCUGUAUAAAAAUGGGUUAUUUGAUGCAGAAAAUACAAAUUUAUGUUUAUGUCAUCUUGGAUUUAAGAGCAUUUGAUUAGAUACACAAUACUCAAAAAAGAUUAAUCAUAUUGUAUUGACAUAAUUCUAUGUGUUUUAUUAGAAUUAAUUAGAAUGCAUGUAUACUAUAUCUAUUACUGUAAAUUUUGGACUAUUCAGCAGUGUGGGAAGUAAAUGCUGUAAAUUAUGUGACAAAUUUCAAUAUUGUCAAUUUUACAUUGACAAAAAAAGUUCUCAAAAUUGUAUGAUUAUUUCUUAAAGGUUGUAGAGGAAUAAUUUAUUUGUUAGUGAUUAUUAUUUUGUGAUUCAUAACAAUAUAAGAUUUAUUAUUUAUACUUUACUUUUUACUAAAAAAUAAGUGAAUUGCUCUAUCGUUUCCUGAACUUCAUGGUUUUGUAUUGUAAUUGAGAUACAUUAAAUCUCAGAAUUAUGACCAUUGAAUAGAAAAUUAAAUGUAAAGUGAAAUUUUCUAUAUCAUGUGUCAUAAAACCAGUUAAAACUAAACCAUGACAUUUUCAUAUUAAAGACUUUUCAAAUAUCAUGCACAUCACAUUCAUUUUCAUGUAUAUGUUAUUGUCAUAUGUGUUGCUAUAUCUAAAUGUUAUAAAUAUGUGUGUACAUGUAUGAAUAAUAUCAAAGCUACUAGGUUGUGUUGUGAUUAGAAAAUAUUGUAACUGUAUUCACAUAUCAUACAUAUUUAUACUUUUAUAGUCAAAUGUGAAAAAUGCACAUAUUUUUGUGUUAUUUUUGUUUAAAGUUCCCAGGUGUAAUGAUGGAAAGCUGUUUCAUAAGUUCAAGAUAUCAAUAUAUUUUCCUCUUUUAACUGUGUAAAGUCAAGCUUUUUUUCCUUUAUGUAUCAAUAUUACUAAAAAUAGCUUUCUGUUGAAGAUGAAGGAAAUGAUUUGAUGGAUACUUAAAGGACACAUUUAAAAGAAUCUAGCUAGUUUUAAUAUGUCAAUUAUAUUUCCUCUUUAAGAUGUUCACACCAUAUUACCAGCUAUCACUACAACAGAUACAACAGGAUCUGUGUACAGAUUGCCAUUCAAAACAAGUAUUUUUGCUAUUGUUUACACCAGUUUCUUGUCUUGCUUUGAUAAUCACAUACUGUAAUUUUGAUCUGUAUUACUGUGUCUGCAGUGCUGUAGCCAGUAAUAGGGUGUGAUGUUGGAACACAAUGCUUUUUGCCUACAUCCCUAGCAUAAAUUUUCAAUUGCAAGUCCAUUAUUUGGAAACAUAAUUGAUAAAAUCCCAUUUUAAUGCAUUUAAAAACAGCCUAAUCAAGUUUCAAUAUAAAUCCUGUUAAAAAGCCCUGUUCAUUAAUUUAAUGACAUUAAAUCUUCAAGGGGAUUGGGGGAUAAGUCUUGAGAUAAAGUUAUUUUUUCUGCACAUUUAAUAAAUAAAGACCUGCAAAGGAAAGUAACAAAACAUGUAAUCUGGAGGCACAAAUCUCUUUGUAUGUUUAUAUACUAAGAGUGUCCUCAAGUUGGAAGUUUAAUAUUUUUAUAUAAGAAUAUUUGAAUUAAAAACAUCCUAAUUCCCCAAAAGCUAACUAGGAUUAUUUGAGCAUCUCCAGUUUUGGAACCAGAAGUUGAUUAUUAUAUGGAAAACCAUCAAUAAAAGUAGGUUUAAUAAUUUACAGGACACCUUGUCAAUCAAAUUUGAUGAAAAUUCUAUCAUAGCUGAUUUGACAUAACAUUGUUUAGAGUAUUAAAUUUCUACUCUUAUAGUGUUUUGCUUACCUUUGUGUAAUAACUUAGAAUGUUUAAAUAUCAGCAAUAUAUAUAAAAAAAAAAGCACCCUGCAUUUUCAUUGUACACUUGAUAAAUAACAGAUUUACUAACAAGUUAACUUAUGAUAGAAGCUCUUAAAUUUCAUUGGUUAGACAAUUAUUUCAAAUGUAUAAUAUGGGCAAAGUGCAAUUCAUUGUGUUACAAUUAAAAUUAUAUAUGUAUAUAAAUGAAUGUAUUGAAUGUUAUACAAGAUAAAAAGUUCCUGUUUAUGAAUGAUAAUUUAAAAAGUUUUAGGCAAUGUUUGACACUGAAUUUCUUUUUAUGUAUAUGUUUAGUAUGUACAUGGGACCAGUGGUUUCUUUUUAUUUUAUUUAUUUUGUCUGUUUACAUUUUGUCUUUGUUUAGUUUUAAUUUAUUUAUUACAUUUAUGUAAGACAAAAACAAGCACAAACACAAGAUACCAAUAUAGUCAAACAAUAGUCAAACAAUGUCUUUGGUAUAUUUUCAGUAUGUUGACAUUUAACCAAACAUGUAUGCAUUCUUAACUAUUACAUCACAUAGAAACAAACUAUAAAAUGUAUUUAAAAAUAAUUCCCAAAAAAGGGGAGAUAACUCACAAAUACCAAUCUAUUUACUUCUGCUUUACAUUUUAAUGUUAAAUGUUUAAUGAGGUUGUAGGUCUGUUGAAAAAAAUGUUAAUAGAAAUUUAAUACAAAUGUAUGCAUCUUUGUAUCCAUGAGGUCCAUAAAGACCUGAUUUUGUUCCUAUGGCUGUGCUUUUCCUCAAAAUGAAUGGUGAUAUAUUCUAAGAUAUACAUAUUAAGUUGAAAAGAUUAUUAUUUGGUUCAUACGUAUACAUGUAACAUUAUUCCAAUGUUUAGUUAAAGAAAGGUUGUAAUGUAAUUCUAUAAAGAUAAUUCCUUCAAAAACAUUACAGGACUCUCAUACCUGGACCAGUAUUAAUUGAUUCUUUCAUAUUGAAGUUAUGCAAGUAAUAAGUACUGUAAAUUCAGAAAUAUUUUAGAUGUUUUUAUUAUUCUUCAUACUUAUUCAAAAACAUGAUAAAACGUAUAGUUCACCAUGCUUGUUUCUAAACUACAGGUUGGGCCAAAUAGACAUAUUUCAUAAGAAUUACAUUGGAAAAGAAUAAUUAUGUUAGUUAAAACGAAUCUUAAAAUGAAAAUAUAGAAUUUUGGAAUAAAUUGAGAAAAUAACUCUUAUAAAACAUUUUAAACAAAAAUGGGGUCAACAAAAUGUUUUCAUUGCACCAUAACAAAAUAGAUAAAUUUUCUGUACAUUCCAAAUUAUCUCUGUUAUCUCCCCUUAUGAAGCUGAAUUUUGAAUUUCUGUGAAUGAAAAUAACUAUGUACUCUAUGAAGAGAUUUAAAAGAACUUGGUAAAAGUUGUCAAAUAUGUAUGAGGGAUAUCCUAAAAAAGUGCUUUGCUGAAUAGAUUGGUAAUGUAUACACUAAAAAGGUAAAGGAGUACAUAAUGAACUUUUUUUUCAAUUUUCUUUUAAAAUUGGUGUAAAGCUUUUAAGUUAACUACCAAUUUAAAUAUUCUAGUGUGUUUGUCAGAAAAAAAUAUGUGAAUGUUAUCUGUACAUGUAGUCAGAAAGCAAGAACUUACUGUUCACUUGUCACUGAUGUUUGACUCGGAAAAAUUUGUUCAAUAAAAUGUCAGAAUUUGU
This is a messenger RNA of Mytilus californianus (California mussel), 5793 nucleotides long. Its product is annotated as sorting nexin-30-like. The transcript is spliced from 11 exons. The record is from RefSeq and is a predicted model, not a curated record. Gene Ontology annotation, molecular function: phosphatidylinositol binding. The coding region runs from base 10 to 1443 and encodes 477 amino acids. Lineage: Eukaryota; Metazoa; Mollusca; Bivalvia; Mytilida; Mytilidae.